GUUUGACAGAUUGUCGGUGUGUGUAUGCGUUCGUUCCACGUGAAUUCUUUGUUUGGGCGCCGGUCAUGUUUUUAACAAGUGUCGGGAUUGCGUGGUGGUAGCGCAUAUCUGUUGCAUGGUAAGCGCGAGAUUUCGCCCAAAAUGUCGCUGGCGCGGCCAGUAAACGCCGACAGACCUCGCGGUGGGUGUAGAAUUCGAAUUAUCAAACGUUGGGAUAACCACACAUAUUCUCGCGCUGCCGCUCCUUUAGGUGUAACGACACUACCGAGAUUUCGGCGACACUCGCUCGCGUUUCUCUCGAUUCCGCUCCGUUGUGCGAGCACAGGGCCGUUUAUGCGGUAACGAUGAAGAUAAUAAUUGCUCAUUAAUUCACACGGAGGCCCCUCAUCUGUGAUGGCAGGAAAGGAUGGGAAGCCAGAGUCAAAAGGUGGAGAUGUUAUUCGACAAGGAUUCAUGAUAAAACGCUCCCAAAAUAAAAAACGCUUUACUCCAGUCAAUUACAAGCAACGAUGGUUUGUGCUGACAAAACAUUAUCUCAUCUACUAUGAUGGGGAUGGUGAGCGCCGCAAGGAACGCGGACGGAUCGCCGUGGAGAGCGUCCACGUGGUGGAAACGGCCAGCCUCGGAAGUGGUAGCACCGGUGGCGGAGGCGGCGGUGUUGGCGACACCGCGGGUGGCGGCGAUGCAGGCGGCGGGGGUGGCGGUAUACCAUCCGGGUUACCCUUCCAGGUCGGAUACCGGGAAGCUGGUCAAGAGUAUACGCUCUAUCUCCUCGCCGCUCGCGAGCAGGACCGCGCCGAAUGGAUACGUGCCAUACGCGCUGUGUGCAGCGAGAAUUCGAGCUUGAGCGGGCGUUACCACGCGGGUCUCUGGAGUGGAAAACGCUGGUCCUGCUGUCGAUUAUCAACACGCUCGGCCGAAGGCUGCGACACUUGCAGCUCCUGGUCGUCGAAGCCAGCUACGAACGCCACGAAUCCGUCCUCGACAACAACGUCGGCCUCGACAACAUCGACAUCCGUGCCCGGCAGCGUCGUUAACAAUAUCAUCUCGACGACAACUGUCACGUCCGAUCACCGCUCGACGAACGCUGAAGCGAAUAACAAUCCGAUCGUCCAGCCGCAGACCCGCUCAACAAUCGGAACGCCCUCGACACCGAUAAUGCCAGGCGGCACACCCGGAACGCCAUCCUCUAAAACAAAGGAGAAGAUAAUGCUGCGGGCGAAAGUCGUAGUGGCUCUGUAUCCGUUUCGAGCCAUCGAAGGUGGUGACUUGUCUCUCGAAAAGGGUGCAGAGUACGAGGUCCUGGAUGAUUCUCAGGAACAUUGGUGGAAAGUUAAGGACGAGAAUGGAUCGAUCGGCUAUAUUCCUAGCAACUACGUUAAAGAGAAGGAACUGUUGGGACUGCAAAAAUACGAAUGGUACGUAGGCGAUAUGUCAAGACAGCGCGCUGAAUCGUUGCUAAAGCAAGAAGAUAAGGAGGGCUGUUUCGUCGUUCGUAAUUCCUCGACCAAAGGACUUUACACACUCUCCCUUUACACGAAAGUGCCACAUCCCCACGUGAAGCAUUAUCACAUCAAACAGAACACUCGCGGAGAAUUUUAUUUGUCGGAAAAGCACUGCUGCGGCUCCAUUCCCGACCUAGUGAAUUAUCAUAGACACAACAGCGGCGGUUUGGCCAGCCGACUGAAAACCAGUCCUUGCGAUCGUCCUGUACCACCCACUGCCGGUCUUAGUCAUGACAAAUGGGAGAUCGACCCGGCGGAAUUGCAUUUGCUGGAGGAGCUCGGGUCCGGCCAAUUUGGAGUCGUGCGGAGAGGAAAGUGGCGCGGCUCCAUCGACGUUGCCGUGAAGAUGAUGAAAGAGGGAACCAUGUCUGAGGAUGACUUUAUAGAAGAAGCUAAAGUAAUGACAAAACUGCAACAUCAAAACCUAGUCCAGCUGUACGGUGUCUGCAGUAAAGAUAGACCAAUAUACAUUGUCACGGAAUACAUGCGACACGGAUCUCUUCUCAACUACCUCCGCCGUCACGAAACCUCAUUAGGCGCAAACGUUGGCCUUUUGUUAGACAUGUGUAUACAGGUUUGCAAAGGAAUGGCGUAUUUAGAGAGGCAUAACUACAUACACAGAGAUCUUGCUGCGCGUAACUGUCUGGUGGGAUCCGAAAACGUAGUAAAAGUUGCAGAUUUUGGUUUAGCUAGGUACGUGCUCGAUGAUCAAUAUACCAGUAGCGGGGGCACGAAGUUUCCUAUUAAAUGGGCGCCGCCAGAAGUGUUGAAUUACACACGCUUUAGUUCGAAAUCGGAUGUGUGGGCAUAUGGAGUACUUAUGUGGGAAGUAUUCACAUGCGGAAAAAUGCCUUAUGGUCGCCUAAAGAAUACGGAAGUUGUCGAGCGAGUACAGCGAGGAAUCAUACUGGAACGACCGAAAGCGUGUUUCAAGGAAGUCUAUGAGGUGAUGCGUAAAUGUUGGGCACACUGUCCGGAAGUGCGACCGUCCUUCCGCGUCUUGAAGGAACAGCUAAUCAGCGUUUCUCAAGGACUAAUCAACGAUUGACUCAACCUUCUGCGGUGUAUGCGCCUGUCUUCACCUUCCUACCGCUCGAUCCGAUCGACGGCGAAGUCAUCGCCGUCGUCGGAACGAUCAACGUCUGCCACUUUACCCUCGUCGAACCUGUCGUAUAACUCAGCAACGCUGCCGUCGCGCAAGACCCGCGCACCGGCCUCCCCCCCGCCUUCCACGAUCGAUUUCUCACGUCAUUUAUCAUCGAUCAUGUGCAAAUCAAAAGGAGAGGUCUCCUCGUCGCCGAGCACACCCGGGCAUCAAACUAGUCAACAUAAACCAUCAUCGAGCUCGACUAACAAUGUGUGUGACGUUUGCAGUUCCUACGGACAACCGUGGAUCGAAAUAUGCAAGGCGAUACGAGCCACUAAAGGUAAAUGAGUAAACUUGCGUAUAUGCGCGCGCGUGUGUGUGUACACGAAAUUGAAUUUACACCGCUCUGUAUCACGGCUGUUACGCAUUUAGAGAACCGUAUCCGUAAUACGGAGAUGUGAUUCUAAACCCCGUAAGCGUAAAUGCAUCAUUUCUUUCGUCUAUUCUCUCCUAUUGUUCCCUCUUGGUGCAUCUCCGAAUAUUUCGAACGGAUGUGUUCCAGUUGUCACGCGAUUUUAUCCGACGUUGAGAUGCGUGAUACUAUGUGUGUUUCACAUACUAUUUUUCCCAUAUAAUUUUUAGACUUUACUCUGUACCGUCAUAAAUACAUUUAUAAAUA
Molecule: messenger RNA, 3271 nt
Organism: Linepithema humile (Argentine ant)
Lineage: Eukaryota; Metazoa; Arthropoda; Insecta; Hymenoptera; Formicidae
Gene: Btk29A
Product: tyrosine-protein kinase Btk29A
Biological process (GO): protein phosphorylation; intracellular signal transduction
Cellular component (GO): plasma membrane
Molecular function (GO): non-membrane spanning protein tyrosine kinase activity; protein binding; ATP binding
Source: RefSeq, a predicted model, not a curated record